AUGGAUCCUCCACCAGUCCCCGGAUCAAGCUUUACAGAACAACAUAGCAGUCAAGCAACUGCUCCAUCCCGAAGUCAAAGCUUCUCCCAGAAGUCAGACGAGUCCCACACAGCAGCUGAAUUUAUCGAUAGCCAACUUCAACUCGAAGCUGACGCGCGCGAAGCCUUACCCUAUAAAUUCGACAACUGCACAAAAACAUUAGGUCCUCUCCGCCAAGUUCUUUUCUCCUGCCUAACGUGCAACCCUCCUCCGGAGAACCCUUCCGAUCCAUACAAACCAGCCGGCGUGUGUUACUCUUGCUCAAUACAAUGCCACGGCGAACAUACAUUGGUGGAGCUCUUCAAUAAGAGAAACUUCACUUGUGACUGUGGAACAACGCGUCUGCCAGCGACCUCACCCUGCACUCUCCGCAUAAAUCCAGAAACCACUACAAGGGGCGGAGCUCACUCAGAGCUUCCAGACCCAAACAACAAAUAUAACCAGAACUUUAAGAAUCGUUUCUGCGGAUGUGAGUGUGACUAUGAUGCACAUGCACAGAAGGGAACGAUGUUUCAGUGUCUUGGGCUGGGUACGGCCGAUGAGGGUGGAUGUGGCGAAGACUGGUGGCAUCCUGGAUGUAUCGUUGGAAUGGGUCCGGAAUGGUUUGAGCAAAUGAAUCGCACAACUACCCCAAGGAAGCCAAAAAAUGAGGGCCUCCUAGAAUCUAUCACCGAAGUCGCGGAGGAUGUUGUGGAGGGACAUAGCGGAGAAGAUGCAAACGGAACAGAUAACCCUACGGAAACAGCACUCGAAGAGGAUGACGACGACGAUCCACCUCCGCCCCCAGGAUUCCCUGAAGAAGACGAUUUUGAUGGCUUCAUCUGCUACAAAUGUGUUGAUGCAAAUCCAUGGAUCAAGCGAUAUGCAGACACGAAAGGCUUCUUGGGUCCUGUGUUCAGACGAAGCACGGCACCAUCCCCAGAAAGAGGGCUGUUAGCGAAGGUGGAAGAAGCUGUAUCCUCGAGUAUCCUCAGCUCUAAGAAACGCAAAGCUGAUGAUGACGACGAAUCUCAAACGUCUGGGCCAUCAAAGCGGUUGAAGGAUGAGAGUUCGAAUGCUGCUGCGAAAACUACAUCUACGGAGACAUCAGAAGCUUUGGAUAAGCCCGCAAUCGAAACAUCACCCUGCAAAUACAAAGCACUCCCACCCGCGCCAACAGGCCAAUUCUCACUAUUCUUCAAAUCCGAUUUCCGAGAUCACCUCUGUCACUGCUCAGACUGCUUCCCCAAUAUCAAAAGGCACAAUCAGCUUCUUGAGGAAGAAGAAAUCUACGAGCCUGAGAUGUCGGAGAGCGGAGGUGAAGAUGCAGCUAGCACAGUUGGAAGUGGCAGUAUCUACGAUCGUGGCGAGAGCGCUCUGAAGAACGUAGAUCGCGUCAAGGCAAUCGAGGGCGUCAUGGCCUACAAUCACCUGAAAGACCAGCUAACGCCUUUCUUCAAGCAGUUUGCGGAGAGUGGGAAGGCAAUUGGUGCGGAGGAUAUCAAGGCUCACUUUGCUAAGAUGAGAGGAGAUGCGGAUGCUAUCAAGGCUGCGGGCGAGGAUGCGAAAUCUACUGAUAAUAGGAAAGAACAGAGUGGAUUUUGA
Molecule: messenger RNA, 1623 nt
Organism: Lachnellula hyalina
Lineage: Eukaryota; Fungi; Ascomycota; Leotiomycetes; Helotiales; Lachnaceae
Gene: mlo2
Product: Protein mlo2
Exons: 3
Coding region: 1-1623 (540 amino acids)
Cellular component (GO): cytoplasm
Molecular function (GO): zinc ion binding; ubiquitin protein ligase activity
Source: RefSeq, a predicted model, not a curated record